AUGAGUGUUUGGAUUUUUUUUCUAAUAACAGUUGUUUACAAGUACAUGUCAGUUACAGAAGAGACUGUUGCCUUGAAGAUUUCACAUAAGGAGCAUGUAUCAAAAAGUGACUCUAAAUAUAGAAAAUUAUUCCUAAGAGCAUGUAAUCCUCCAGACAGUAUUACAAGAGGUUCUGAAGCUGCUGUGGAUACAGAUACAUGGCUGUUACAAGGAGUCUUAGUCGUGACUAGACAUGGUGACCGUGGCCCACUCACUCAUUUAAAGGGUGGUGAUAAACUACCCUGUGAUACUGUACCUGUGUCUCCUUUGCUUAAAAGUUAUGAAGAGUUUGUACUGAACGCAAGCGCGUCAGGGCGGGCCUGGUGGGUGGCGGGGCCGGGGCCCUUCCACAACUUUCCGUCGCUCCCCCGCGCGUCGGCCACGCACUGCGCGCUCGGACAACUCACGCCUACAGGCGUACUACAGAUGAUUACUAUAGGUAAUAUUCUAAAAGAAGCAUAUGGUGAUAAGUUGGGCCUCGAAAGUAUGGAUUUGACUGGAAAACACGAUAUUGGUGGUAUAGUAUACAGCACUCGCUACCGGCGCACGUUCCAGUCGGCGCAGGCGCUGGCGUGGGGCAGCACGCGCGCGGCGGCGGCGGCGCGCGAGGCGCACAGCGUGGCCUUCUGCUUCCGCCACUGCGCCUGCGCCGCGCACCACGCGCUCGCCAAAAAAAUAAGUUCACAAGCGAAAAGCCGUUUAGAAUCUCAUCCAGCGAUAAAGGAAUUGAUAAAUAAACUAUCCAAAGCAUUGUUCGAAUCCCAAGAAUAUACAGAUGCUGAUGUAGUCAGAGAUGCGUUACUAGCUUACAUGUGUCAUGAUGCACCCCUCCCAUGCACUGAAAAAUCUAGGAAAAGACCGAAAUUAUCAAUAAAUAAAUUAAAAAAAAUUAUAUCUCAUACCUCAAAUAGACACCUACUAGACUCAGAUAUUGACACUUUAAAUAUGGAACUUGAUUACAUUAACAAUCAGUUAGAUUUUAACAACGAAAUUGGAAGGAAAGCACGCGAUAUUAUAGGGAAGUAUGAGAAAAAGACGCCACUGGAUUUUGACGCUCAGAUGGAAAGAGAAAAACUGUUGUACUACCAACAGAGAUAUAUGGACAAUGCUUAUGAAGAUGUCGUCAUAGUUAAAAAGAAUUUGGACGCAGAUUUCAAUUUUCCAAACGAUAAAGUUGACGAUUUCGAUGAAGACUACAAAGAACCUACACCAGAAAAUGACGAUUUUUGUAUUAAGAAAGAACAUGUUAUGUCUGUUUUUGCAUAUCUAGAAUGGAGUUAUAGGCAAGAAGUGAAAAAUAUAUAUAAUAAGAGACGCGGCUUACUAGUUGCCUACGGUUUAAUACACAAUAUUGUCCAAAAUAUGAUACGAAUUAUAUCAGAAAGUAAGCCGAAAUUCGUCAUAUUUUCUGGACAUGACAAAACUUUACAAGCCCUCAUAUUAGCGCUAGGUCUCAAUAAUUACCAACAUUAUAACAUACAGUACGCUUCUAGAAUGAUCUUCGAAGUGUAUAGAAAGAAAGACUUAAGGGACGAGUUUAAAUUUACCAAACGGAAAGCGGUAGCUCAAGAUUUUUAUUUCCGCGUAGUGUAUAAUGGAGAGGAUGUGACGAACAAACUGACUUUUUGUAGAAAUCGCCAGAAUGUAGUAAUGAAGGUAGUGGACCCAAUAGAUGAUCUGAAAGUGUAUAAUACAUAUUUAUGCCCAAUCGAAAAUAUAGUUCGGUUUAUCCAUGACGAUUAUUUUGCUGGUUUCAAUGUUAGCAAUUUUAAGGACGCAUGCGCAACGUAUGGAAAUGAUAAACGUAUUUUU
Molecule: messenger RNA, 1851 nt
Organism: Brenthis ino (lesser marbled fritillary)
Lineage: Eukaryota; Metazoa; Arthropoda; Insecta; Lepidoptera; Nymphalidae
Source: the annotation of a GenBank genome assembly